AGAUGUGGCCUCCUGUGCCCUGGUCUCGCCUGUGUUCCAGCCAGUCCUCUUGGGAGAAGGUGGAGCUGGCUGCCGCCUGCUGCUGGUGGAUUCACAGCAGAGCGGUGCGGGGGAUCGUAGUACCUCUUGGAGUGACUCCGCUGGCUUAUGGGACAUUGGCUUGGACCCUUUGUGACACCGUGCUACAUGGGACGAUGACAACUCAGAGAGAAAAAAGGCCCGAGGUCACCCUCGCUUGCCUCCUCUUAGCCGCAGCAGGCUGCUUUGCCGACUUGAACCAGGUCCCUCAGGUCACUGUCCAGCCUUCUUCCACGGUCCAGAAGCUCGGAGGAACGGUGAUCCUGGGCUGCGUCGUGGAGCCCCCGUGGAUGAACACCACCUGGCGCCUGAACGGGAAGGAGCUGAAUGGCUCAGAUGAUGCUCUGGGCAUCCUCAUCACCCGCGGGACCCUCGUCAUCACCGCCCUCAGCAACCACACCGUGGGACGGUACCAGUGUGUGGCCCGGAUGCCUGCAGGAGCCGUGGCCAGCGUGCCAGCCACUGUGACGCUAGCCACUCUCUUUAUCCGUAUUUGAGUCAGGUUCUCCAGAGAAGCAGAACCGCUUAUACAUACAAGUAC
This is a messenger RNA of Leptonychotes weddellii (Weddell seal), 619 nucleotides long. Lineage: Eukaryota; Metazoa; Chordata; Mammalia; Carnivora; Phocidae. The record is from RefSeq and is a predicted model, not a curated record.